GCACUCGAUACAGCGUUUGAGCGUACUUUAAUAUCGUCAAAGUUAGUAGCCUAUUUAACAGCAUCUAGAAAAUGACUAAUGAUGUAUCUAAAAAGAAGGGGAAGAGUACGGGUGAGAAAAAGGGCAAGAGAAAGGCCAAAAGAAGAGAAACUUACGCGAUGUACAUCUAUAAAGUUUUGAAACAGGUUCAUCCGGACACGGGGAUUUCGAGCCGAGCCAUGAGCAUCAUGAACUCCUUCGUGAAUGACCUGUUUGAGAGGAUCGCCACAGAGGCGUCCCGGCUGGCCCAGUACAAUAAACGCUCCACCAUCACCAGCAGAGAGGUGCAGACCGCAGUGAGGCUGCUGCUGCCCGGGGAGCUGGCGAAACACGCCGUGUCCGAGGGAACCAAAGCGGUCACCAAGUACACCAGCUCCAAAUGAGGACUUCAGCGCGACUGGAAGUUGUUGUGACGAGGGUUUCAAAUGUUGUGCCCUGGUUUGUUUCCAAUAAACAUAAGCACAGAAAAAACGAUUUUUUUUUUUUUUAUCCCCGCCUUUUGCAGGGUGAAGCAGUACCGCGUUCUAACCACUAGAUGGAGCAAUCGCACAUCUUGACUCAGUGUCUUUGACUUAGCAGACCUCAUUCUGUACAUUACAGCUAUAAAUGUUCCCAUUACAAACUAUUAUUUGGUGAAAUCAACUGCAAUGUUACAAUAACCCACAUGAAUCCGUA
Messenger RNA from Anarrhichthys ocellatus (wolf-eel), 714 nucleotides. It is a transcript of the gene h2bk1, whose product is annotated as H2B.K variant histone 1. Gene Ontology annotation, cellular component: nucleosome. The record is from RefSeq and is a predicted model, not a curated record. The transcript has 2 exons. Bases 72 to 422 code for a protein of 116 amino acids. Gene Ontology annotation, molecular function: protein heterodimerization activity; structural constituent of chromatin; DNA binding. Lineage: Eukaryota; Metazoa; Chordata; Actinopteri; Perciformes; Anarhichadidae.